Molecule: messenger RNA, 1616 nt
Organism: Sphaerodactylus townsendi
Lineage: Eukaryota; Metazoa; Chordata; Lepidosauria; Squamata; Sphaerodactylidae
Product: cytochrome b-c1 complex subunit 1, mitochondrial
Exons: 12
Coding region: 141-1238 (365 amino acids)
Cellular component (GO): mitochondrion
Molecular function (GO): metal ion binding
Source: RefSeq, a predicted model, not a curated record
GUCCAGUAGGGGUGUGGCUUGAUGUAGGAAGCCGUUGGGAAAAUGAAGAGAACAAUGGAGCUUGCAAUUUUGUGGAACAUCUGGCAUUCAAGGGCACAAAGAAACGCCCUGGCACAGCUUUUGAAAAAGAAGUGGAGAGCAUGGGUGCACAUCUUAAUAGCUAUACUUCUCGUGAGAAGACAGCCUUCUUCAUGAAAACUUUGUCCAAAGAUUUGCCCAAAGCUGUCGAGCUUCUGGCUGAUGCAGUACAAAAUUGCAGCUUGGAGGAUUCUCAGAUUGAGAAGGAGCGGAGUGUCAUUCUUCAGGAGAUGAAAGAAAUUGAUGGCAGUUUGUCAGAUGUUCUCUUUGACUACCUUCAUGCCACAGCUUACCAAGGCACUGCUUUGAGUCGAACUGUUGAAGGUACAACAAAGAAUGCAAAGACUUUGUCUCGUACAAAGUUAGUAGAGUUCCUUGAAAGUCACUUCAAAGCCCCUCGCAUGGUCCUGGCAGCUGCUGGAGGUGUUAGUCACAAAGAACUAGUAGACCUUGCCAAUCAGCACUUUGGCAAUGUUCCCUAUGAGUACAAGGAAGAUGCAGUGCCCAUUCUUCCACGCUGCCGCUUUACUGGGAGUGAUAUCAGAGUCAGAGAUGAUGAUUUACCUCUGGCUCAUGUUGCAGUUGCAGUUGAAGGUCCAGGAUGGGCCAACCCAGACAAUAUUCCCCUUCUGGUAGCCAACGCAGUCAUUGGGCGCUAUGAUCUCACCUUUGGCGGUGGUAAGAAUCAGUCCUGCAGGCUGGCUGCAGCUACUGCGGAGCACAAGUUAUGCCAAAGUUUCCAGACCUUCAGCACCUGCUAUUCUGACACAGGUCUCUUCGGUUUCUAUUUUGUUACUGAUAAAAUGAAUAUUGACGAUACAAUGUACUUUGCCCAGGGUGAAUGGAUGCGUCUGUGCACCACUGUAACUGACAGCGAGGUGAAAAGAGCCAAAAACGUGCUUCGAAACACCUUUGUGUCACUAUUGGAUGGUACCACCCCCGUAUGUGAGACUAUUGCGAGUCAUGUAUUGAACUAUGGGCGUCGGAUAUCUUUGGCAGAAUGGGAUGCCAGAAUUUCUGAGGUUGAUGCCAAAACCGUGCGGGAGGUCUGCAACAAAUACCUAUAUGACAAAUGCCCGGCUGUUGCAGGAGUAGGUCCGAUUGAACAGCUUACAGACUACAACCGUAUCCGCAGCGCCAUGUACUGGCUCCGUUUGUAGGCUACAUGUUACAUAAGAUGCAGAUAAAGCAAUGUGGUUAUUGAAUGGACACCUCCAGGGUCUACUCUUGCUCAUUUCUUCAAUCCUGUGGCAAGAUGCAUCCCUCGGUUGCUAUAUAAAUGUUUUUCUUUUCAACCAGAUUAGUGAUGUACUAGAGAGCUAAAUAAAUUAACUUUAAAUGGAAUUGUCCCUGAGUGUUGAUGGCUAAAUGGCAAUUGUGAGAGUGGGAACUGAGGACUUUUCUCUCCACCACCACGACUAUCCCUCCCGCCAGUGUCUUUCCAAGGAGAUAGUGUGUGUUUGUGUGUUAAGUAUAAAUGAUUGUUUCUGUAUCCUGGAUGAUGAUAUGAUUAAAUCCAAUCUCUUCUUUUGUUUGAA